Molecule: messenger RNA, 4117 nt
Organism: Haliotis rubra (blacklip abalone)
Lineage: Eukaryota; Metazoa; Mollusca; Gastropoda; Lepetellida; Haliotidae
Product: protein MNN4-like
Exons: 2
Coding region: 1-537 (178 amino acids)
Source: RefSeq, a predicted model, not a curated record
AUGCUUAAUGUCAUCCUUCGUGACCGCAAAUGGGAUCAGACACAAAAGCUGAGAGACAAAGUUGUGAUGUUGUUUCAUGAUUACCAGAGAGUUGGUCGAGAAAUCAAGGAGAAGUACAAAGAAUAUGUGAAGAAACAGCAACAAGAAGUCCGAACCGAAACAAGAAUAGUGAAUCCCUCCCGAGAUGAGGAAGAGGAGAAGGAAGAUUGGGACAAGGAAACUGAGGUAGUUGAUGUCGUAGAAGAGCCUGCACCCAGGAAGGAGUUCCGGGCACGAGGCGGAGGUGGACAGGGACGAAACAGAGGCAGGGGGCUGAAAAGGGAGGGAGGCAGAGGCAGAAGAGAUUAUCACAGAGACUUUGAACAAGGAGCUAGUCGAGGAAGAGAUAGAAACGAGAGGGAAGGUCAAAAGAGAGACGGAAGUCAUCGUAACUUUAACAAAGAUGAUCUUCCUCCUAGGUUUCAGAGGAUGCAGCAGCAGAAAAAUCAGAAACUAAAUGAACAGUAUCAGCAGAGGAGGCACCAGGUGCCUUACUGAUGCUUCCACAGGCAGACAACAGAUGCAAAUAAUUGUCACAUUGUUACAAGUUCAGUUGGAAAGGAACUAAGCAAUUAGUGAAUAUAUGGUUAUAAUUUUCUUGAAGAGAACACACCUUGGCUUCUUACUGGAAUUUGGAAUGUUUUAAAGUUUACAUGUUUCUUCCAUGACACAUCGUGAAGCAUUGAACAAGCAACCUGUGCGUCACUGAGUAGAUGAAUACAGAUAGGUAAGACACACUCAGUCUUACAAAUGUAUGUUGAUUUCUUGCAAGAAAUUUUGACAAAGUAGCAGAAUAUUUUGUUAACAAAACAUGUCAUUGACAGUAGAGAUUUUCAUCAUAGGUGACUUUACACAAGUGAUCAGGGAGAUAUGAUGUUUGUACAAGCAAGAAAUCAUUUUGUCUUAAGUGACGUUAUUCUCAUGAACAUUUGUGCUUGGUCAAAGGGUAUGUUUUUGCUGUUGGAAAACCUACACUGCUUAAAGAAGUUAAUUUAGUAGAUGUAAUGUAUUGAUAAUUAGCCAUUAGUUGUUCAAUUCAAAGUUUUCUCCAGUUUCUUGCACAAAGCCAGUGUAUGAAAUAAGCCAAAACCCCAGCCAGACAUCAGGGCUGGUAACUUCAAAAUGUUACCAGUCCAAAAUGGAUUUAACAAGACCAGACACCAAGAUAUGACUCAUGUAUGUAACAUCUCAAUUUUUUACCAGACCAUCAGGCUGGCUAGCUGUAAAUCUAGACCGUCCGUCUGAAAUCUAACCCGUCUCGGGCGGUCGGACGGGCCUUAUUUCAUACACUGACAAAGCUAUUUCACUUAUAAUCAUGUGCUCAACAUCUAAGCCCUCCAUCACUUCAGCUUUUCCUCCUCAGCUGUGAUUUUACUGAAGUACCAUGGUGGUGUUAAACCCAACUCACUGGAGAAUAUCAAGGUUAAUCAUUGAGAAAUUCUCUUCAAUUCAUAGUUUGUAAAUAUUGUUUAUGUGCCUUCUCAGACCAUUUCACCUUUGUGAAUGUUAAUUGGGGUAAGACGAGGCAAGUUUUAUGCUCUGUACUUUUGUUGGAAUUAUGAGAUGAGGACUGUUAUUGUGCCCAUGCUUGGCAUGAGUGAGUGGUUGGCUCUGAGUCUGUAAACUGAGCCUUGCUUCAAAGUCCGAAGUAUGGUUAGUACAGUUAAACAUUCAUUUGUCUGGCCUGGUACAAGCAUUCACACACUCAAGUCAUGCUAUACAAGUGCAGUAACCUUGAAUGAAACAUUGUACCUCUAUUUUGUCUUGCGUGCUUCACAUCAAAGUGGUGUGGGUGUGCAGUGUAUGCUAAAGAAAACAGUUUCUCAUGGUGUGCCUCCAUAAGUAUGACUAGAUUUGUUUUCAUGUAAGCAACUAUUUCUACUCAAAACUUCUUUUUGAAAGUGUCAUUUGGAUUACUGCAAAUUUAACUUGCCUGAUAUUGAUACAUGGAUGUCAGUUUCUCUGAUGUUUUGUUAUGGAUGUCUGUGGACUACAUAUUUUGGUAUUGCCAUUUACUAGUGAAUCCUCAUGGACUAACAAAUUCUGGAUCCAUGAAUUGUCCAUUGAAGUAAUGUUCCUUUGGAUUAUUAUUAAUGUUCUUUUCCUGAUUAUAAGGAAAUUAGUCUUGAGUCAACAAGGUUUUACUGUGUUUGUAUGUUAUAAGUGCGAUGUCGUUACCAUUUUGGGAGGAACAUUUCUGGAUAAGAAAAGGUGGAAAGGUUUUAUACAUUUGAGGAAAUGUAUUACAUUGAAAGAUUGUGAACCUUCUUGUCUCUAUUUUUGUCUUGGUUUUUUGUGUCUCGAAAACUUUGCCUCCAUGAUGUCAACAAGUCAAAAGAAAUACUUUGCUUGAAAGCCUUUUGCCUUAUUGCCUUACACAUGGAAGUGUACACUUGCCCCCAGGGUUCAACAAAUGUUAUUAUUCAAUGGUUAAACAGGAUGUCAAUGGUGCAAGUUUCCUUGAUCCAACAUUGAUUAGCUAUGCUGUUUUGAAAAGUAGUUUUGAAAUUUUUUUUUGCUUUUUCUUUCUUCUGUUUGUUUCGUUUUCAGUUUGAUCACAUCCUCCGUUCUUUAAGUUCUGCUGACAACUGACACAUUAGAAGACUGACGUAUCAGUUUGACCUUCUUGUCAGUCUAUCUCUGUGGUAUAAUUGCUGUAAGUUCCUUUGCCUGCUGGACUAGAAUAUUUGUUGAACCCUGCCAGAGUGAGUAUUAGUACUCCUCAAACAGUGGUGGUUCAUAUCAGUAACUCAUCAGUUCAGUCAGCGUCAUUUAAGACAUUGUUGUGUGCCUUAGCUACAAAUAUGCAUUGAGAAUAACCAUGAAGUGAUCUCAUGAUUAUGUUUUAUCUCCAGAAGCAACUUGCUUCUGACAGUACUAUAUGGUAUUGAUACACACUUUUCUCACCAGCAAUAGUGUACAGACUACAGAAGCAAGGUCUUUCAAAUCUGCACAUGAUGCAGACAUUUGUCAUAAGUCUCAGAAUGUAUAUCCUGCAUGUCUGAUCACAACUAACUACAACAGCUUCAAAGUUUUUUCACCUCACUUUGAGCUGUUCCAAUGAGGCCAUGAUAAAUAACUAUGAGAUUUUCAUCCACAUUUAUCCUCUGUUGAUAGCCAGGGACUAGUGAGGUGGAGUAUUUAUUUGUAGUGAUGGAAAUUUAAGUGUAAGCAGCGUGAUACAGAUUUUAGAUAAGCAAAUUUUGAUGUUAAACUUUUAUGCUCUGUAUGACCUCAUUAUUCUUGCUUAUUUGCAGUUCUAAUGUCAUGCUUCAUAUAUUUAGCAACCCAUGUUUGUGUUAAUAGCUGACCAACAGGAUCGGGUGGUCAGACCUGCUGACAAGCUCUCAGGAUCGUGUGGUCAGACCUGCUGACAAGCUCUCAGAAUUGCACAGAUUGAUGCAAAUGAUGUUGAUCAAUGGAUUGUCUGGUCCAGACAUUAAACCGCUACCAUACAGCAGGAAUGUAGCGUGAAACUAUAAACAAAUCAUUUAUUCAUUGUGACGGUGAACACUGAUCAUGGUUCUUGGUUUGUCAGCUCUGUACUCCACCUCUGGAUCCGCCAGGUUAUGUCCAACUCCUAUGUGAAAUAUAUCAACACCCUUAAUUGAGAUCUGUAGCACAGGACAGAAAGAGGUUGUAUCUUUAAGUUGCAUUUUUGAAGCUGUAGCAUCAGCAAAAACUAAUCACGUGAUAGGUACAACAAUCUGUACCAAAAUGUUGCUUUGAAAGCAUAUAAAAUGUUCCAUUCAUUGCCAACCCUGUCUUAAAGGAGGAAUAGGUUGUGUUGAGUUACAAACAUCUUUACCAAAAUGUUUCAUUGUAAGAAUAAAACAUGUUUCAUUCUUUGUCAACUUCGUCAAGGAUUAUCUAUAGGUUGUGUAAACAUAUGGGCCAACAAAAAGUGAUGGUCGUUAUCUAAAGGAAACAUUACAGAUUAACCCAACAAUCCAGUGAUUUAGGCUUGUUAAUACAUCUUUUUCCUUCCCAUCAACCACCCUAACUUAUAAUGUUUGUAAUAUGUAUAUAUUUUGUAUUAGUGGGACAUUGCUUUUGAUUAAAGAACACAUUUGUGAAA